AUGGCUAAGUAUAAUCGGCUGUUGGGUUUUAGGUUUCGCCCUACAGAUCAAGAACUCCUCAGUUACUUCCUCUACAAGAAAGCGAUAACCAAGGAUCCAUUAAUGGCGUCGUAUUACAGCAACUUUGUGCAUGAGUUCAAUUUCUUGGGCGAAACAGAGCCCUGGGUGGUCUGGGAUCAGUUCGGAGGGCCUGGCCUGGUCGACGAAGACCUAUAUUUCUUCACCCAACUCAAGAAUUUAAGCCAAAACGGUAAGCGAAUCAAACGCAAGAUUGAGGCCGGAGGUACUUGGAGCGAAGCCUUCUCGAAAAAGGUUUACGACAAGACGACCGGAAACCCUAUCGGCCAAAAAAGGAAUUUGCGCUACGAGAACCAAGGGUGCGAGCACCACGGCAAGUGGCUACUAGAAGAAUACAGUCUUCUUAAUAAAGAGGCGCAGAAGAUUGUGCUAGCUUAA
This is a messenger RNA of Prunus avium (sweet cherry), 456 nucleotides long. NCBI's taxonomy places the organism in Eukaryota, Viridiplantae, Streptophyta, Magnoliopsida, Rosales, Rosaceae. The record is from RefSeq and is a predicted model, not a curated record.